AUGGUUCACGCAAAGUUGAUUGCCACGAUUUUCACUGUGUUGGCUGCAGCAUCAGUUGGCCAUGCAACAGUCAUUGAUGUCCUGAACGAACUUGGCCAAGAAACCAUCUUGAGCCUCUUGGACCAAACUGGACUGACUGAGGCCUUGCAAGGACCUGGACCCUUCACAGUGUUCCUGCCCAAACAAGAGGUGUUUGAUAGUCUGCCUCAAGAAGUGAUUGAUGCCAUCACCAGUGACCUGGACCUGCUCAGAGAGGUACUUUUGUAUCAUGUGGGAGAUGGGGAAUUCCCAUCAUCUGCUCUAAGCAAUGAGCUCUUGUUGCCAACACUCCAAGGAAGUCAAUUGCGCGUCAACCUGUAUGAUGUUGCUGGUACAACAAGAGAAGCUAGUACAUUCAACAUUCCCACUCAAGACUUUGUUGGCACCCUCUCUUCUUUGCCUGGGGCCACAUUUGAGGCUUUGACUACGGCUGCCAUUGGUGCUAACCUCCUGGAGACCAUCCAGGGUGCCACUGAUGUGACUCUGCUGGCCCCACUGGACUCAGAGAACUUCUCUGUGGACAUUGUCAACUCUUUGCUGGAAGACCCAGAAGCUGUGGCUGCGAUUCUCUUGGACCAUGUUGUUGAUGGCUCCAUCUUCUCCAUUGGCAUUGGGGAGAGCAAGACUUUCACCACCCUCAAUGGAAACAACUUGGUUGUGUCCUUCACAGCAGACAAGGGCUACGUCAUCAGUGACGAGGCUNCUUUACUUUAUAUCCACACAGACAAGGGCUACGUCAUCAGUGACGAGGCUGGCAACGAGUUGGCCGAUCUUGUGGCCGGCGAUGUCCCAACAACGCAAGGAGUGUUGCAUGUGUUGGACAGGCCCAUCCUGGUCUAA
Notodromas monacha is the source of this 879-nucleotide messenger RNA. Lineage: Eukaryota; Metazoa; Arthropoda; Ostracoda; Podocopida; Cyprididae. The record is from the annotation of a GenBank genome assembly.